UUAUGUGUGUAAAUCCUCUCAAGGGAUGUAACAAGAUAAGACUCUCAUCUUCAUAAGAGAAAAGGACUUGUUUCAUCUUCACAGAGGACUGCUUGUAGACCUGAACUUGAAAAUCAAGUUCCCCGCCACCAUGGAGCACUCCGUUUCCAUGACCUCGUCGGUGGUGGAUGGAGAAGAGGUGGAGGAACACCGACCUCUCCUCCCUCCAAGAAUAGUCUUCCAGUCUCAGGCCUGCUCACCACGAUGUGGAAGACACCACACGCUCCACACGUCGAUAGAUCACCCUGUGUGGCUGGACAGGAGCCAGGCCAUGGCCGCCACUCGGCUAUACAACAGCCAGCUUUAUCUCACAUCCACACCUCCAUCCAGCCGGAGGAAGGACAAGCCCAAAGGCCACGAGAAGAGGAGUGGGAAAAGGCCAGGGACAGGCAGACGGAGUCCAGGACAAAGGGAGCUAAAGCACCAAGUCAUAAAUGCAGAAGGUCACAGACUCCUGGAGAGGAUCACAUCCUUCACCGACGCGCCCAUUUCCCCAUGCGGCUCGCCCUUUAGGGUCGCCGGCAGGUCACACCUAGAUAUUAGGAACGUUGACCAUCCGGGCUACCGAAAGGCAAGCAACGUUUCUAUGGAGAUGCACAACCGCCAGAACCUGCCGGAGAUCAUCGUCACCAGCAGGGAUGACAACCUCCUGCGAAGCAACAAUCCACCCCGGUCUUGCCAGCGGCCAGGUGAAGCCAAAGGAGCUCUGCCUGGAGCCGAGUGUCCCAUCCCGAGCCCUGACCCCAGCCCUGACCCCAGCCCUGACCCCAGCCCUCGGCACAGCCCUCGGCACGGCUCCAAACACAAGGACGACACCAAGAGCGAGCCGCCCGGGAGGAGCCACAACAUCGGCUGGCGGCUGCUCCACCGGAGGGCUCUGUUCCUGCGGAGGCAGCAGCUGAACGACUGUGCUCUGACCGUGGGCUUGUUCGGAGUGGUGAUGAUGGUGAUGGAGACAGAGCUGUCCUGGAGCGUGUACAGCAAGAGCUCCAUCUACUCUCUUGCAAUGAAGUCAGUCAUCAGUGUCUCUACACUGGUGCUGCUCGGCCUCAUCGUGGCGUACCACUGCUGUGGGGUGCAGCUCUACGUCCACGACAUUGGUGCAGGGGAUUGGCGGAUUGCCAUGACAACCAACCGUUUGGCUCUCAUAGUCCUGGAGCUGGUGGUAGCAGCCAUCCAUCCCUAUCCGGUGGGGCUGCUGGCCCGCUUCCAGCAGACCACGGUCCGCAUGUCGCUGUCCGAGACGGAUCUGGAGAUCGUGCUGGCUCUGCCCAUGUUCCUGCGGCUGUACCUGCUGGGCCGGGCCAUGAUGCUGCACAGCCGCCUCUUCACUGACACGGCCUCCCGCAGCAUCGGAGCACUCAACAAGAUCCACUUCAACACCCGGUUUGUGGGGAAAACCCUGAUGACCACGUACCCGGGGACUGUGCUGAUGGUUUUCAGCAUUUCUCUCUGGGUCGUGGCAGCGUGGGGGUUACAUGUCUGCGAGAGACAUCACAACUACAGGGACCUGAGCAGCAACUACAUGGAGGCGUUGUGGAUGGUUUCCGUCACCUUCCUGUCCAUCGGUUACGGGGACGUGGUCCCUCACACGUACUGCGGUCGCAGCAUCUGCCUCCUCACCGGGAUCAUGGGCGCGGGCUGCACGGUGCUGGUGGUGGCCGUGGUGGCCAGGAAGCUGGAGCUGACCAGAGCAGAGAAACAUGUUCACAACUUCAUGAUGGACUCACACAUCUCCAAGAGGAUAAAAAUUGCUGCAGCAAAUGUGCUGAGAGAGAGUUGGCUUAUCUACAAGCACACUAAGCUUUCCAGAGAAAGAGACGACACCAGGGUGCGCAUGCAUCGGAGGAAGCUGCUCCUGGCCAUCCACCAGCUGCGGAGCGUGAAGUUGGAGAAGAACAUACUUGUGGAUCAGGGCAACACGCUGGUGGAUCUCUCUAAGAUGCAGAGCCUGAUGUACGACGUGCUGUCGGAGGUGCAGGGCUGCCGGGGGGAGCUGGACACGCACAUCCACAGCCUGGAGGAGCACGUGCAGGAGCUGAGGGAGGGAUUCAGGAGCCUGAUGCCUCUGCUGUCCAGCACCCUGUCCACGCAGAACUCCUCCAUCCGCCACCUGCUCCGGGAGAGGGAGGCGGAGGCCGAGCACGGCCCGGGUGGAGCAGACAGGUAGAGGACGUGAUGAAGACUUCCUCGGCCUGACUACACUGUUCAUGGGCGACCUUUUAUGCCGAACAGAGGUGGGCAGAUUCGUGGUCCUGAGAAUGUGAAGGUUUCACAAAAGUAGAAGUUGAGGAAGAACAUAGAUCUCUGCAGAAGAUUAUCCCAACCUCUGACGGCUCGUCUCCACCAAAGGUGAAAGUCUGACCUCGGCUUGUGAUCGUCUCUAAAGAUCCCAGUUGGUCUGAAAAAGUACAACAUUCCCCAUAAAC
Molecule: messenger RNA, 2468 nt
Organism: Cololabis saira (Pacific saury)
Lineage: Eukaryota; Metazoa; Chordata; Actinopteri; Beloniformes; Belonidae
Product: small conductance calcium-activated potassium channel protein 1-like
Exons: 10
Coding region: 131-2209 (692 amino acids)
Biological process (GO): potassium ion transmembrane transport
Cellular component (GO): plasma membrane; neuronal cell body; neuron projection
Molecular function (GO): small conductance calcium-activated potassium channel activity; calmodulin binding
Source: RefSeq, a predicted model, not a curated record